This is a messenger RNA of Pseudophryne corroboree (corroboree frog), 2274 nucleotides long. It is a transcript of the gene KIFC1, whose product is annotated as kinesin family member C1. Gene Ontology annotation, molecular function: microtubule binding; ATP binding; microtubule motor activity. Gene Ontology annotation, biological process: microtubule-based movement. Lineage: Eukaryota; Metazoa; Chordata; Amphibia; Anura; Myobatrachidae. The transcript has 17 exons. The record is from RefSeq and is a predicted model, not a curated record. Bases 141 to 2123 code for a protein of 660 amino acids.
UCACAUUUUGAGUUCAGGAAGUCGUGUAAUUUCAUUGGUGCUCACGGUGGGCGGGCCCUGCGCCAGCUAACCGCCGCCGGGUUUUGAAUUUUGAACAGAAGGGAACGAAAGAGGUGAGGAGGAGAAGCUGCUGCGCGGUAAUGGGAGAGGAUCCGGGCUGUAGAAAUCUGAAUAUGGAAAAUCUGACGGAGAACAAGCAGCAGCAGCCCCUGAAGAUGUCUCGUCUGCCUGUACCUCCGAGCAGAAAGAGGGCGCUGAGUGGUGAGAUGGAGAAUUUACCGAGUUUAAAGACCAAUCUGGAGAAACGUUUUAAAACUUCAUCCCCAGAAGGAGGGACAGCAAAGAUUCGCGUGGCAGCGAGCAUUGCCACCACCAGGCACCGCGUGGCCCCUGCUGCAGCUUUUCCGAAGCAACAAGUGAUCGGUCGGCAGUCUCUCCAAGUCCUACAGCCGAAGAACAGGGUGCAGACUGCAGCUGCUCCGGCUAAGCUGAAAGCGUCUGUCUCAGCUGCUCGGGCAGAAGCCCCUUCAGCGAAUAAGAAGCGUGCCGCCUGGGACCUCAAGGGUCAGGUCAACGACAUGCGGGACAAAGUCUCAACAUUCAAAGGCAAAGUGCAGACUCUGUCCGGGGAGAAUGCUCGUCUCCAGACCACCAAGGAGCAGCUGCAGAGGCAGGUCACGGCGCUAUCCAGUGAGAACUCUCAGAUCAGCCAGCAGUUGUGCGACGUGUCGUCCAAGCUGCAGUCUCGACAGGAGAAACUGGCGGACUCUGAGAAAGAGGUGCGGCGGCUCACCGAUCUCUGCCGGCGGCAGGAAGCGGAAUUGGCUACUGAGAAGGGCGCCGUAGAAGAGCUAAGGGCGGCCAGUCAGAGUAUGACACAGCUGCUGAAGGACAAAGAGGUUAAAUUGAUUCGUUUGGAGGGUGAAAGCUCAAGGCUGCAGACCCUGGUAAAAGACCAGCUUGAGGAGAUUGUUGCCCUAAAAUCUAGUGUGGCAGAGAAGGAAACCCAAAUAUACACACUGGAGACAGAGCGCAGGAGGCUGCACAACACUGUGCAGGAGCUUAAGGGGAACAUCCGUGUGUUCUGCAGAGUCCGGCCGCCCAUACAGUCUGAGCGCAGUCUACCUACUGGGCACAUUGUCUUUCCCAGCGAUGAUGAGAGGGCCAUUGUGUUAACAAAGACUGAGGAGUCACACAUUGGUCGGGAGAAGAGUCAGUCUCUCAAAUAUGACUUUAAUUUUGACUGCAUCUUCCCACCGUCAACCAGUCAGGCUGCAGUGUUUGAGGAGAUCUCUUUGCUGGUUCAGUCGGCCCUUGAUGGGUAUCCUGUGUGUAUAUUUGCUUAUGGCCAAACUGGCAGCGGGAAGACCUACACCAUGGAGGGUCCGGAUAAUGUCUCUGGGGAUACUGUAGGAAUGAUACCCCGAGCAAUUAGGCAGAUCUUCAGCAGUGCAGAGGAGUUGAAGACUAAAGGGUGGCAGUAUAAGUUCACGGCCAGUUUCCUGGAGAUUUAUAACGAGACCCUACGGGACCUGCUGGUAAACCGUCCAGAGAAGAAACAAGAAUACGAAAUACGGAAAGUCAGUUCGUCCAGCAAUGAUGUCUAUGUCACCAAUUUGCAUUAUGUGGAAGUUGCCAGUGUGGAAGAGGUACAUGACCUUCUCCAGACAGCAAAAACCAAUCGCUCUGUGGCAAAAACUGUCCUGAAUGACCGGUCGUCUCGCAGCCACAGUGUUUUCCAGCUGAAAAUUGAGGGGAAGAACAGUCUGAGAGAUGUCCGGACAUCAUCUGUCCUUAGCCUGAUAGACCUCGCAGGGAGCGAGCGGCUAGAUCGGUCACUGUCUACAGGAGAACGGCUAAAGGAAACCCAGAGUAUAAACACCUCCCUGUCCACACUAGGGAUGGUGAUCACCUCACUGUGCAACAAGGAUGCACACAUCCCGUACAGGAAUAGCAAGCUGACCUAUCUCCUGCAGAACAGCUUGGGAGGCAACUCUAAAGUGUUGAUGUUUGCAAACAUAUCUCCUUUGGAUGAAAACUUUGCAGAGUCUCUCAACUCCCUCCGGUUUGCCAGCAAGGUUAAUGAGUGUGUGAUCGGCACAGCGCGAGCAAACCGGAAGUGAGUUUUAUGGUCUACAGUGGUUCCAGCGGUCAUUUUUAUUAAUUGUGGUUUUUAGACUUUUUUUUUUUUUCUUUCUUUUUUUUUGUGCUUGUACAUAUGUAAAUAUAAAUGUGACUGUGUAUUAUAUAAAUCACUCUUCCUUUUUAAAUGUU